CCGGGAGGAUGGUGUCCCAGCUGAGCGCCCUGCAACGGGAGCUGCUGGGCGCCCUGCUCAGCUCCGGGGCCACCAAGGAGGGGCUGAUCCGCGCCCUGGAGGACAUGGUGCCCGCCGCCGGCUUCGGCGUCAAGCUGGAGAACCUGCCGCUGUCUCCCGGCGGGCCCCCCGACGGCAGGGCCGCCCUCCCGCCGCUGGCCAACGGGCACGGCAAGGGCAAGCUCUCGGGCGACGAGGGCUCCGAGGACGGCGACGACUUCGACACGCCGCCGAUCCUCCGCGAGCUGCAGUCGCUCAACACGGAGGAGGCCGUGGAGCUGCGCUCGGAGGUGGACAGGAUGAUCAGCGAGGACCCGUGGCGGGCGGCGAAGAUGAUCAAGGGGUACAUGCAGCAGCACAACAUCCCGCAGAGGGAGGUGGUGGAUGUCACCGGCCUCAACCAGUCACACCUCUCCCAGCACCUCAACAAGGGCACCCCCAUGAAGACUCAGAAAAGAGCUGCCCUGUACACGUGGUACGUCCGCAAGCAGCGGGAGAUCCUCCGGCAGUUCAACCAGGCAGUCCAGGGUUGUGGAAAUAUGACAGACAAAGGCAGUCAGGAUCAGCUGCUGUUUCUCUUUCCAGAGUUCAAUCAGCAGAACCAGGGGGCUGCCCAGCUCGACGACGCCUGCUCCGAAACCCCCAGCAAGAAGAUGCGCCGCAAUCGCUUCAAGUGGGGGCCAGCCUCCCAGCAAAUCUUGUACCAAGCCUACGAGCGCCAAAAGAACCCCAGCAAGGAGGAGCGGGAGACUCUGGUGGAGGAGUGCAACAGGGCCGAGUGUCUGCAGCGAGGAGUGUCCCCCUCCAAGGCUCACGGGCUCGGCUCCAACCUGGUGACAGAGGUCCGUGUCUACAACUGGUUUGCCAACCGGCGGAAGGAGGAGGCUUUCCGACAGAAGCUGGCCAUGGACGCCUACAGCUCGGGCCAGCCCCCACACAGCAUGAACCUGCUGCUGUCCCACGGCUCCCCCCACCACAACCAGCCCAGCGCUUCCCCUCCCAGCAAAAUGCCAGGGGUGCGGUACAGCCAGGCGGCGAGCGGCGAGGCGGCGUCCUCGGGGGCCAUCAGCCACCACGGCAGCGGUGCCAUGGUCACCACCAGCCAGGCGGUCCUGCAGCAGGUCUCCCCGGCCGGCUUGGACCCGGGCCACGGUUUGCUCUCGCCCGACGGCAAAAUGAUCUCCGUUUCGGGGGGUGGGCUGCCCCCGGUGAGCACCCUGACCAACAUCCACAGCCUGUCCCACCACAACCCACAGCAGUCCCAGAACCUCAUCAUGACGCCGCUCUCGGGAGUCAUGGCCAUCGCACAGAGCCUGAACACCUCGCAGGGGCAGAGUGUGCCCGUGAUCAACAGCGUUGCUGGCAGCCUGGCAGCCCUGCAGCCCGUGCAGUUCUCCCAGCAGCUCCACAGCCCCCACCAGCAGCCGCUGAUGCAGCAGUCCCCCGGCCACAUGACACAGCAGCCGUUCAUGGCCACCGUGACCCAGCUGCAGAACUCUCACAUGUAUGCACACAAACAGGAGCCUCCCCAGUAUUCCCACACCUCCCGCUUCCCCUCGGCGAUGGUGGUGACAGAUACCAGCAGCAUCAGCACACUCACCAACAUGUCUUCCAGUAAGCAGUGUCCCCUGCAAGCCUGGUGAUGCUCCACACCUCGCUGCUUUUGCACAUAGCAACGGGAUCUUAUUUUCCACAACAUCCCGGCGGUGAGCCGCGCACCGAGCCCGGGGAGCCGCCCGCCAGAGCACAGCCCAGCGCCGCAGCGAGGAGCCCGACAGCCCGACCCGGAGCCGGGAGCAGCCCAGACCCAGCCUCUCCUUCCCUCCACGCAGUAUUUCCAAGACAUGUCUUGGGGGUUUUUUUAUUCUUAAGUAUUCACCUAACAAGAGGCCGCUGGCUUUCCCGAGGGACCAGGCACGAGCUGUGCUGGGAACAGGCAGAAGGGGAAGAUGGAUCAUAUUGAAGUUGUUUGUACUCCUCCACCCGACGGACUGAGGGGGACUGGGGUCUGUUACUUGGCGUUUGGAGGGAGGAGUUGCAUGUGCUGUUGAACUGAGCCAAUUGAACUGUAAAUAGAGGUACAGUCUGCUCCAUCCUCCCCCCUCCCCACUCCUAUACACAGAGAUUUAUAUAAAAAAGAAGUAAAUUUUGUCCAAUGGAUGUAAA
Chiroxiphia lanceolata (lance-tailed manakin) is the source of this 2205-nucleotide messenger RNA. It is a transcript of the gene HNF1B, whose product is annotated as HNF1 homeobox B. The record is from RefSeq and is a predicted model, not a curated record. Bases 9 to 1682 code for a protein of 557 amino acids. Gene Ontology annotation, molecular function: DNA-binding transcription factor activity, RNA polymerase II-specific; RNA polymerase II cis-regulatory region sequence-specific DNA binding. Lineage: Eukaryota; Metazoa; Chordata; Aves; Passeriformes; Pipridae. Gene Ontology annotation, biological process: regulation of transcription by RNA polymerase II; positive regulation of DNA-templated transcription; insulin secretion. Gene Ontology annotation, cellular component: nucleus. The transcript has 9 exons.